Messenger RNA from Ilex paraguariensis (yerba mate), 1536 nucleotides. NCBI's taxonomy places the organism in Eukaryota, Viridiplantae, Streptophyta, Magnoliopsida, Aquifoliales, Aquifoliaceae. The record is from the annotation of a GenBank genome assembly.
UUCCCGUACCUCUCUCUUGUGUCUUAGAAAGCUUCAGAAACUGUCCAAUUCAACUUAAUUGGACCCAUCCGAAGUACACCCAGAACCUCAAUUCUCUCUUUUUCUCUCUCUAUAUAUUCUCUACUUAACUGAAUCAACAAGGCUUCAUUGGGUAUUUUUAUAGUGGAGGAAAGGGUGUGAAAUGAUAGGGAUUGAGGGUUUGAAGAGUGAGGACUUGGACGAGUGCUUUGAGAGACAGAUGGUGUUUGGUGGUGGUGGAAAGAUGGGGGGUGGUGGGGUGAUCACAGAGUGGAAGGACAUACCCAUGGAGCUAUUAUUGAGGAUUGUUUCAUUGGUUGAUGAUCGGACGGUGAUCGUGACUUCUGGGGUUUGUAGUGGGUGGAAGGAUGCUAUUUGCUGGGGACUCAACUAUCUCUCCCUUUGCUGGUGCAACAAAAACAUGAACAACUUGGUUGUGUCACUUGCUCCCAAAUUCACCAAUCUGCAGAUUUUAAUUCUGCGGCAAGACAAACCACAACUUGAAGAUAAUGGUGUUGAGACUAUUUCCAACUGCUGCCAUAACCUGCUAGACCUGGACCUCAGCAAGAGCUUCAAGCUUACUGAUCGGUCCCUAUAUGCCUUAGCUCGUGGUUGUCCAAGUCUUACAAAGUUGAAUAUCAGCGGGUGCUCAGCCUUCAGUGAUACUGCCCUAGCAUACCUGUCUGGUUUUUGUAGAAAACUUAAAUUCUUAAAUCUUUGUGGAUGUGUGAAAGCUGCAUCUGACAAAGCACUGAAGGCUAUCGGCUAUAACUGCCAUCAGUUGCAGUCUUUGAAUCUGGGAUGGUGUGAAAAUGUUGGUGAUGCAGGGGUGACGAGUUUAGCAUAUGGAUGCCCUGAUCUAAGAGCUCUUGACUUGUGCAACUGUGUUCUUAUAACAGACGAGAGUGUAGUUGUUUUGGCAAACAAUUGCCCUCAUCUCAGAUCCCUUGGUCUCUACUACUGCCAGAAUAUCACAGACAGAGCAAUGUAUUCUUUGGCUCAUAGUCGACUGAAGAAUAAGCAUGAAAUGUGGGCAUCUGUGAAAAGCAAGUACGAGGAGGAAGGGCUUAUUAAUCUGAACAUCAGCCAGUGCACAGCCCUUACCCCUCCUGCUGUUCAGGCAGUAUGCGAUUCAUUUCCUGCACUUCACACCUGCCCUGGACGACAUUCCCUCAUCAUAAGUGGCUGUUUGAACCUAACAUCUGUGCAUUGUGCCUGUGCUUUUCAAACACAUCGUGAAACCUUUCCACUUCCUCAUCCAGCUCAUUAAACAAGUGUUAAGGUGGGAACUUGAAGUUGGAGUUUAUGGCCCUAAAACAAGUUCAUGUACAUAAGGUUGUGUUGGACUGUUAUGAAUUUAUUUGGCUGAAUGUAACAAACCUUUCCCUUGUUUUGACCUUCAUAUUGUGAUUGUUUGUUGGAUAUGUUCCCGGACCUCAUUUUAUACUGAAACAGUGUCAUUAUUGAUGUAUUUUUAACUUAUAUUUGUGACAAGGGAAUGCGUGGAGCAGUUUCUGG